UUUAAAAUACACACACUCAUAAAAAAAAGUGAACCUUUCACUUUCUCCGAUCCUUCUUCACUUCCCAUGUACUAGUAGUAUAUAUAAAUUGCUUCGACUUGUCACUUAAACUCUUCAUCGAUCUCUCUUCUAACCCACAAAAAAAAAAAAAAAACCAAACACAACUCAAAGGUCUCUCCUUUGUUCGGUUUUGUCAUAGUCAUGUCUCUAGCAUGGAAAAAACCAAAGUCGAGUCGAAUCUUAAGAUUCUUGUCAGAGUUUCAGAAGAACUCUACGAAACGCGACGGUUCUUUGUUCGUAGAAACUGGCUUCCCAGCUUCUCUGAUCGAUCUCUUCUUUAAAAACCGCGAUCGUUUCAAGAAACAACCUUCUAAACGCUUUCAACGAAUCGAACGCCAGAUUCAAACCGCUCCAACCGCUUCUUCGUUGAUUAAUAAUCAAGAUACGGUUUUGGAAAAGCCCACGAAGAGGGAAGCUGUAAAAAGUAAGAUCGAGAAAGCUAAUAGUGUUAAAGGGAAACCAGCGGCGGUUAAAAAUAGCGUUUGCGUUUGCGGUGGAAGCGGUGCGUUUGUUUUGAUGGCGUUUAAGGUUUUAGUAGUGGCGUUGCUCGCCUUGAGCACGAAGAAGAAGCUCACUGUAGGAAUCACUCUCUCCGCUUUUGCUCUUCUCUUAACAGAGCUCGUGACGGCGCGUCUUUUCACGCGCUCCAAGCUCUGUAACAAAGUCGAAAACGCGAUUUCCCACGUAAAAAUCGAAACUUUCGAUGAAACUCGAGUUCACAAAGAAACAGAGCAACAUGUAGUAGCUGAAACAGAGGAUUCGAAUUCCAAAGAUUUAACAAUUCGUGAUCUUUUGACAAAGGACGAGAAGUCAACAGAUAAAAGUUCGAGACUAAAAUCGAAGAUUUUGAAGAAGCUGAGGAGUUUUAGUAAAAAGAAGAAGUUAACGAUGAAGACCAAAGAAGAGUCUUUGAUUGAAGAAGUCUCGAGUUUGGUUCUAAAAGAUAAAACAGAGAUGAGUAUUGAGUCUGAGAGAGACGAAGAGAUGAUGAAUCCAACGCCAUUGAUGAGAUCAAAGGGAGGAGAUACAAUGAAUGGUGUUGCCCUGAUCGUGGUUGUGCUUACUAGUCUCUUGUGUGGGAAGAUCUUAGCCAUUGUUUUGACACUAUCUUGUCUUGUUCUUAGAUUUGGAGUAGCCAAAAAAAUAUAAUCUUUUUGCAUAUAA
Capsella rubella is the source of this 1224-nucleotide messenger RNA. RefSeq lists its product as uncharacterized. The record is from RefSeq and is a predicted model, not a curated record. The transcript has a single exon. Lineage: Eukaryota; Viridiplantae; Streptophyta; Magnoliopsida; Brassicales; Brassicaceae.